AAUCUUGCUCGCCACGGCGGUUGAAAAAUUUAUAGAUCGCGGGGCGGAGUGCAUAUCCACCAGAGUUCCCUACAACCAACACCAGAGGCCGGAUUGAAACCCUCUAGGUACCUUGAGGAUCACCACCAAGGUAUAAAUUUCAAAAUGCAGGAAAUACUGCAAUCUCGCGCGUCUGCCACCUCCCAGCUCUAUGCAGACCCGCACAAUCCCCACCGUCACCUGGAUCGGGGCUUGGUCCAUGAGCGUCUGGGGUUCCCGGAUCUCGCCUCUGCGGAUGCAUAUCGGGCGCUUUCGUUACUAGACUCUAUUGUUGAUCCGGAUGGAUGUGAGUUUCAUGCUAGGCGGCGGGUAGCAGAGUCUUCGGCACCAACACGCAAGGAUGAAAACGAUGAGGAAGAAGAAAAAGAAGAAGAAGAGGAAGAAGAAGAUGAUGAUGAUGAUGAUGAGGGAUAUGAACCCCUCACAGAAGAUGAGUACAAUGCCAUGAUUGGGCCCGCAUAUGCCCUGCUCGUGAGGAGUCUAGCCCGCUGUGGCUGUCUACGCGAUGCGUACGAAUUCGCCCUACGCGGCCGCGCAGUGCUCGAACAACGUUCACUGUCUGAUGAGGGGUCCUCUACAGCGAAGAAGGACCUCGAAGACCAGAUUGCGUACAUAAAGCGGGAGUACUAUGCGUCAAAAGGCAAGGACUCUCAAAACAGCGAAGAGGAGAUUAACCCAAAUUCGUUGAAGGCACAAGGCUUUGCGCGCAGAAUCCUUUACCCUUGGAAUGAGCACGAACCGGACCGCAAGUCCCCCGAGACUUUGAAUUUAUUAAAUGAACGUCUCAAGGAUGUCGCUCCAAAGUGUGAAGUGCGCGCCGUUGCACUACCAGUCCUCCACCAGUCAUCAGACAGUACUGAGAAGGUAGAGGGCGAAAAACAGGAGGAGGAAGGAGAAGAAGAACUCUCUAUCCAACUCGGUCUCUUCGCCAAAGAAGACCUACAACCGGGCGAAACGAUCCUGCAUGAGUCCUCUCUUCUCACAGCCACGAACCGCCUGCACGACGACACCUGCGACGCUUGCAACGGGGUCCUCCCCCCUCUCUCUUCCGAAAACCCCCCAGUCGCCUGCGAUGAAUGCUACGAUAUAAUCUUCUGCUCGCAGGCCUGCCACGAUAAGGCGCAGGAAGUCUACCACGGUGCUGUCUGUGGUCUAAUGGAGAACCUCGAGUCCAUUGGGAAGGAUAUCCCAGAUCCAAAGGAUAAAGCCGACUACUUAUACCUGCUACUUCUUGGCCGCGCGCUUGCAAUGGCUGCAACGCAAGAAAUCCAUCCUCUUGAUUUACCUGAAAUUAAAUAUAUCUGGGGCGACUUCGUCCCGGAAGACGAUAAUGAAGAUAGCAGCAGCAGCAGCAAGAUGAAAGGAACCCUCCCUUUCAGCUUCCAGCUUUCAAUCCUGCAGCCGAUGCGGCUGAUUGAGGAAAUGCAACUCGACCCAUAUACGACGCUGGAUAGGUACGACACGUGGGUUCUUAACACGAUGUACGCAAAGUUCCGCGGCACGGCCUCUGGUAGGCUCUCGACUUGGGAUGGCGGGCCGGAGACCUGUGCUGUGCAUCCGCUUUGGUGUUUGGCGAAUCACUCGUGUGAUCCCAACGUGAGGUGGGAGUGGGGAGGGGAGAUUGCUUUUGUGGUUAGGGGGGAGAAGGAGCGGGCUGUGUGGAAGAGGAAAGGGGGCGAGGAGAGGGUUGAGGGCGAAAGGAGGGGUGAAGGGGUGAGGAAGGAUGAGGAAAUACUGAAUCAUUAUUGUGAUAUUGGCCUGGAUGUUAAAGAAAGGAGGGAAUGGGCGGCUGGUGCACUGGGAGGGGCGUGUUUGUGUAGUAGGUGUGUUUGGGAGGCUGGGGAGGUUGAUAGCUAGGUUACUUGUCAAGACGUUAUUAUUAAAACUAAAAUAGACCAUAGAAUGGUGUUGCACUUGGGGGUGGUGUUAUUGAUAGUGUGCAUAUU
Messenger RNA from Aspergillus versicolor CBS 583.65, 1985 nucleotides. Its product is annotated as putative MYND domain protein. Gene Ontology annotation, molecular function: protein binding. Lineage: Eukaryota; Fungi; Ascomycota; Eurotiomycetes; Eurotiales; Aspergillaceae. The transcript has a single exon. Gene Ontology annotation, cellular component: nucleus. Bases 145 to 1896 code for a protein of 583 amino acids. The record is from RefSeq and is a predicted model, not a curated record.